AUGAUUGAAGGUGAAUCAGGGGCUGGAGGUGGCAGUGAUGAACUGGAAAGAGGAGCCCAGAAACUCUACAUGUCAGAGAUGCUGUGGCUGCUGCCCCUGCUGUGGGCAGGGUCCCUGGCUCAGCAUAGUGGAUACACGGUGAGAGUGCAGACACCUGUUACAGUGCAAGAGGGCCUGUGCGUGUUUGUGCCCUGUACCUUCAUCUACCCGGGGAGAUACUGGAAUAAUCCUUCCCCUGCAUAUGGCUACUGGUUCCAGGAAGGAGCUAAUGAAUUCCACGAUGCUGCUGUGGUCACAAACAACCCGGCUCGUAAUGUGCAGGAGGAGACCCAGGGCCGAUUCCACCUCCUCUGGGAUCCCCAGACCAACAACUGCUCCCUGGACAUCAGAGACGCCAGGAAGACCGAUGAUGGAGUUUACUUUUUUCGGGCUGAGGCAAAAUAUUCUGGUAUAUAUUCUUACAAAUGGAACACGCUCUCCGUGACAGUGACAGCCCUCAACCACACACCCAACAUCCUCAUCCCGGAGACCCUGGAGAGCGGCCUCCCCAAGAACCUGACCUGCUCUGUGCCCUGGGGCUGUGAGCGGGGCACACCCCCCAUCUUCUCCUGGACGUCAGCUGCCCACAGCUCCCUGGGCCCCAGGACCCGCCUCUCCUCCGUGCUCACCCUCACCCCACGGCCCCAGGACCAUGGCACCAACCUCACCUGUCAGGUGCAUUUUCCUGCCGUUGGUGUGACCGUGGAGACAACCAUCCAGCUCAACGUCACCUGUGCCACACAGAACCCAACACCAGGUGGUUGCCUAGGAGACAGUGCAGGUGGGAAGGAGCCUUCUGUCCUGGGGCAUUGA
Molecule: messenger RNA, 852 nt
Organism: Myotis lucifugus (little brown bat)
Lineage: Eukaryota; Metazoa; Chordata; Mammalia; Chiroptera; Vespertilionidae
Product: myeloid cell surface antigen CD33-like
Exons: 5
Coding region: 1-852 (283 amino acids)
Biological process (GO): cell adhesion
Cellular component (GO): plasma membrane
Molecular function (GO): sialic acid binding
Source: RefSeq, a predicted model, not a curated record